AUGUAUUCAGAGCAAAGCCAUACUCUGCCAGAAGCAGCCAUCCAAACAUCAGCCCCUCCUCUGUUAGCCUCCAGUACCUUUGUAAACCAGCCUCCCAGUCAGUCCCUGCUGAAUCCUCUUCCUGCACAGGCCAUCAACUUCACAGUACCUGCAGAGGAUGAUGAGGACUGGCCCCCUCCUCCCCCUCCUGUAACAGACGAGUUCAUCGAGGAAAGUCGGCCACUGCCCCCAGAGAAGUUAGUGUCUGAACUUACAGAGCUGCUGAGGGAUACGAGAACAUCAUCACAAGAGCAGCCAAGGUACAUUUCACCUCAUCACCCCCCUCAAGCGCGGACACCCGAGUACUGCACUCCCUUCACUCUUGGAUUGAGAGUAAGAGCACUGGUGGACCUACUGGAGCAGUUGGGUGAAAGUGGACAAACAGAGCUCUGCUGUGGGUCACACGUGACUCGAUUAUUAUCCAAGCUGCCACAAGAUAUGAGAGCACAGUUCAAAAGGUUCCUGUAUCCAAUGCGUGUCACCAUCCCCACCCUUCUGCACUUCUCUGACUGGUUAGACUACGAGCUGAAGAUGCAGGAGACAGUGUAUGAGUCUCUGCACAGUGGAGUUAAGAGCAGCGAACACAGAGCAGCGCGACUUCAAGACAGUAAGGUGAACAAACCCACAAGCAUUCUCCAUACUGCAGACAAGCCCAGUGAUACCCCCCCAGCCGAGCAGACAUCCACUCCCAAUAAAACAGAGAAGAGUGCAUUUUGCCCCUAUCAGGAUCAAGAGGCUAUACAGCUGCUGGAGGCCAAAACAACAAGGGUCGAUAUCCAUCGAGUACUCAGCAAGGUUCUUUUCUCCAAAGUAUGUGAGGACUUCGUUCCUCACCUGGGUGUGGACAUCCUCCACUUCGCUUUCUCUGCCCUCUUCACCAUCGGAACCAAGGAGUACAUCAAGUAG
Messenger RNA from Knipowitschia caucasica, 945 nucleotides. Lineage: Eukaryota; Metazoa; Chordata; Actinopteri; Gobiiformes; Gobiidae. The record is from the annotation of a GenBank genome assembly.